Molecule: messenger RNA, 7447 nt
Organism: Spodoptera exigua (beet armyworm)
Lineage: Eukaryota; Metazoa; Arthropoda; Insecta; Lepidoptera; Noctuidae
Source: the annotation of a GenBank genome assembly
GUUUCAAGUUAUGUAACGGGCUUGUUGCAAUGCACUCUGAAGAAAAUAUGGCGUGAACCAUAGCCAGAUUUUAGAUUUGUAAGAUUUAUUAUUAUUGUACCAUUCAUGUAAUCAUUUAGUUAAAUUCGAUCGACGAGAAAGUAAAUUAUCUUAAAAAUAAUGAAGGAUAUAUUGAUACAUUUAAAGCGAAAACAAAUAUGGAAAUACACAAAGCGUGAAUUUAUCACCACUACCUAUGAAAUAUCUGACCACGGUCCAGCCUGGUCAAUAGGCUGGCUGCAUACGGUCCGUUUACCAAUUAGGGAUUCAGAUUCGGUAUUCCAUAAGACUGGCGCCUACGUACGUUGUUAAGAAAUCAAACGGUAAGUUUUUAUUGUUCGGGAAAUAAAUAUAGCGCCCGUUGAUCAUUUUAUAUGUAAUUUUUUCAGGGUUCUAAAUAUGUAAACCAACGUUUGGUCGGCCUUACACUUGAUUAUUAUUACCUAUCUACUUGUGACCUGAAUACCUCGGUAGGCACUAAAAAAUAAUCAUAGACGGUAUCUACCUACCUACUUAUAUGGUCCAUCGUACCUAGUAAAGAUCUUCCUAUCUAGUAUCUACUAACUUUAGAUCGAAAUCGACAUUACUGCAUUUGAUACUCGGUCGUUGUUUGUUCAUGUAUGUAUGGUGGAACGGGUGGUAAUAACCCAUCAAUACCAUACGGACGUUGCAUUGGUAGAUGGAUAUCGACCUAUCAAAAGGCUUACUAGGUACUACUUCUAGUUUCCUAUAGGCAACUGCUUCGCCAGAUGCAUAUUGCGCAUGUAACUAGGCUAGGUGUAUCUUACUGAUUUGUUUCUGUUCAUUUAAAAUCCUGUCCAAAUUAGUAACCUGCACGACUUCCAAAUUUUGUAAAAAGGAAGAUAGGUAGUACUACUUCCUUAUGAGUUAGCAGUACAUUCCAAAAACUAAAUCAUCAAGCUUCUAAGAAUUCUAAGGUAUUGGCUUCUAUUAUUCAGAGCUGUAAGAGAUUAAGGUUACUACUAGCUACUACUAUAAUAAACGCUCAUUUUGGUUUUGUAUCAUUUAAUCGCCCUACAAAUGUACAAUACAGAUGCCGACAUUCUUGAACAGGAUAAACUCACAUUACAAAAAUCGAUGACAAUAUCCACGCAAAUAUACGCAGUCACUGGCAAAACUAUAAUAUUGUCGCCGAACUUUGAUAUGAGGCUAAAAGUUUAACAUGAUUCAGAACAGUCUACAAUAAUCAGGAAUAGAAAUAACUGUAGCAUCCAGAGUUAUGAUUUACGUACAACAUUUUAUUUGCUUUCCUUGUAUACUACAUAAUUAAAUAAAUUGCAUUCCUGAUGACGCGCACUGGUAAGUGUAACACUUAUACACAUCAGUCCAUGCAUCACUAUGAGGGUGAGGUUUCCACACAUUCGAUUCCAUGGCCGUCCACUCCAGAUAGUAAAUCACUGAAACCUCGUCAUGUGGGAUGGCAGUAGUAGUGUUCUUAAAAGUAAAUAGCUUAGAAAGCGAACAACAGCAGGAACGCCAUCAUAAGACAGAAGAGACCCAUAGCCUCAGACAGGGCGAAACCCAAGAUGGCGUAUGAGAACAGUUGCUGCUUGAGGGAGGGGUUCCUGGCGUAACCGAUGAUAAGGGAGCCGAACACCGUUCCGAUACCCGCACCUGUAAUAAAAUUAUUGCAAGUUUGUAUAAUCCCAUAUAUAAUACAUGGUAAGUAACAAUAAAUACACUACCUAUUCCAAUUGGAAUUAAUUUUCUUUAUAUGUUGUAAGUGAAUAUAUAAACUACUAUGGGCAGUACUGUGUUUCAGUCUGCAGUUUCCUUUACACAAAUGAAUUUAUUGUCUCAAUGAUUGAUUAAUAAAUUUACAAAUCAUUAAAUGGAACAUCUCUACUUAGUUCCGGUAGACCUCACUUUUCCACCUCUGCCUAAUUCCAGAUAAUGUAACUGGUGGAUAAUUUGAUGUUUCUUUCAUAUUGAAAUGUAUGAUAUGUGUAAAGCUAGCUUUAUGGAAACUCAAUUAGCAUUAGUGGUACGGAGAAGAAUGUUGAAACUAAAAGAUUGCUUCUAAACUACCAAAAUACUAACUUCUUAAGGACAACUGCAUUUAAUAAACUCAUACAUUAUCAUGCACACUUUAUGACAUACAAGUGUUAUUCCUUGCUCUCCCACAUGUAAUCAAUACACUUUGAACCCCCACUUAUGUGCUUACAUAAGUAGUGGGUUUGGGUAGCCAAACUUAAGAAAAUCAAUAAGAUGCUUGCGGGUUAUGCAAUCACUCAUGGCAAAAUGUAAGUUUACUGGUAAGUUACUACAUUAAAUGACACUAAAUUUUAACAGGGAUACCUUGAAGUGCACAUGAUUAAUGCAGUAUACUAUAAAAUACUUUAACUUCCUCAAAAAAUUGCGAUUAAGACAGUAUCAAUUAACUUUAGAUACAUUAUCUUGGGAACACUAAAACUUAGUGAGGAACAUCAAGAUAGAAACAAUUGGAAUCAAACUGCUUAUUAGAAAGUUGCAGAACUAACCGGAGCCGGCUACUCCAACUGUCGCUGCACCAGCACCAAUGAAUUUGGCAGCAGAGUCAAUGUCCUUGGUGACUGCGGUGGUCUGGAAGGACCUCACUGCUGACAGCUGAGCUGGAGCAGUGGGGAUUUGUGUGUGUGUGGGGACUACAGCCAGUGUUCGCACGGCGGCUGUGUUGUUGAAGAUCUAUAACACAAAACAAUUUGUCAGAACAUUUCAUAUAACCUCAAAGAGAGUUACACCCUAAAAAUCAAUACAGCAACAAACUAAAAAUAAGACAUCAUUAAUGAUUUAGAUAAUGUCGAUUAUAUGGCGCUUAUCCAUUCAUUAGAAAUUGGGUGAUAAUUCUUGUUACCUAAUACUGGAACAGAAGUUGGAUUAUGUAAUGAUUUAUUCCAACUGUGGGUAGCGCUGCAAGGUGGUAACUUAGUGAUAAAUAAGGAAAUAAUUUACUGAUAUUCUCUCCAAUUAACCUAUGAGACCGCAGACCUGGCUGCAGGGGCGAUCAAUCUGGCGGCAGACAGCAUUUUGUGAUUUAUUUAGGUGCGGCGAGCGACAACUGAAAGAAACCGUACGACUAGAUGAGUUAGCUACUCGAGACUAGUGAGUCUAAAUGCCUACUGAUAGACCUAAGUUUAUGUGGAAGUCACUUGACAGUUUGACCGACGACCGCAGUAUGUUACGUAAUUUACGGUGCUACGUAACGGAGACUCGGAUACUACAACCUAGACUAUCUUGAUUAUAAAGGCAAUUUGGUAUCUUCGUGCACAGAAUUUGAUGGGCAGAUCUAUGGAAUGUUACCUCUAAGCUAUUUAUUAGAUUGUCGAACGAAAAUGGCCGAAUCGGCGAACGGACUUCAAUAGGAAUGAUGAAGAUUUUCUGUGACAACUUACGAGUGCACAAAUAAAUAUUUACACUAUCACACACUAUAUGGUUGAAAACGCAAUUGGAAACACUUUUUAUUGUAUGAUGGCUUCAAAUUAUUACACUUUUUCACGAUUAAAUAUUUCACUAAAUUCUGCCGCACUUACCAAAGAACACCGAGAGGGAGGAGACCGGCCUUUGGAAUGUUCAAUUUCUGAGUGGUCAAGUGAAACAGAACACAAAUGCCGCAUUGCUAUUGGUCGAUAUUACAGUCAGUUCCGUUCAGUGCUACCAACUGCGGAUCAAUAUGCGCGGAUAGAAAAACAAAUAUGAACCUUUAAAAAAUAUAUUUAUAUUAAAUCAAUUAUGUACAAAACUAAGUACAGGAAAAUUUUUCUACAUUUUAUGAAUUGUUAAUUAAUUUAUCAAAUCGAAAUUUGGUUUUCGUUGUUAAGUCUUGAUAAUGGCUACAGGUUAAAUGAAUACAGUGCUGCCAUUGACUAGUGCAAUACCAUUGUACGACAUGGCCGUCUUCAUGAUAAACAUCUGUAAAUUUAAUGGCUGUGGCAUAACAUUUCCAAGAUUAGCCGACUUAAUUGAACACAUCGAAGAUGUCCAUAUCGAUUACGAUCCAGCAGUAAUAGAACAGAAAGAAGCUUCACAACCAGCAUGUAUCCCGCUAAGUUACGUUCUAAAGUUUAUCUCGGAAGCUUCAAAGCGGGAAAACCAAAACGCAGCCCCCGUUCCCGAUGUCCGCCGCCGCCUCUUGUCUGCACCCAAGACACCUUCUGUCCGCAGCAGCACGCCCACUGGAAGCGAGAUGGAUGAAGACGAGCUCGUUAGCCCAUCUGAAGACAGCAACGACUCGUGGACGACGGCCGAAGAGUACAGCUCAGAGUUCAUAUUGCGCUACGGCGUCAAGAUGAACGCGAGCGCGUCGUCCGGGGCCCUGGGUCCCGCAGCACAGGAGAAACCGUUCGCCUGUCCGGUGCCCGGAUGCAAGAAGAGAUACAAGAACGUGAACGGAAUCAAGUAUCAUUCCAAGAAUGGACACAAAAAGGAUGGCAAGGUAAAAAAGGGCUACAGAUGCCCAUGCGGCAAAAGCUACAAAACGGCGCAAGGGCUUAAGAGCCACUCGAUCACCCAGCACAUCGCGUCUAGUCAGUCGUCGACGUCGGAGCACAAGUUGCACGCGGCCAAGAUGACGGGGCUCGUGGUGACCAGCUCGCCUGCCCAGUCGCGGACCCUCAACCUGCUGGAUGCGGUGGACGGGAACAAGCUGGUGCGUAUCUACGACUCGCUGAAGGGGUCCCUGCCCAAGCACGCGGCCGUGGCCGUGGCGCCGGGCGGCGGGCUGCUGGCGGGCGGCGCGGCCGACAAGCUGCGCCUGGAGCGCGCGCCCAAGCUGGCCGUGCAGGCGGCGCCCCCCUCCCACCCCGCGCACCCCGCCCACCUCGCCUCGCUGUACGGAGCCGACGCGCCCCACUGAGCCCGCCAGCUUCCACUCAACGAAUUUAAGUCACUAGUAUAGUAUACAUGCAGUUCCUAAAAAAAGUGAAAAAAAAGUUCAUUUUCAUUGAAUGCGUUAAAUAAUUUAUUAACUGUCGUCAUAUGAAGGUGUUAACCUGUGUAUAUCGUUGAUUGUGCUUGUGCAUGCUUUUAAUUUAUAUUAUUACAUUUUGCACAAAUAAUUCCCAUCGCACCUUCGUCUACAGAGGUAGAAUAAUUGUUUCUCAAAGAGAUAGGAGAGUUAUAUUUAUUUGUUUUUGUUUGUUUGAGAUUUUAUGUUGAUUAGUGAGUAUUUAUAAGUUAUUGGAACGCUAAUUUUAUUUACAAGGAGAUGCGGUGGAGAGCCUAUAUUAUUUGAUUCUGUUUGUUGAUCGAACAGUUUUUGUGUUGAGUAGAUACCAGCUUGUAAACUAUAUAGAUAUGCAUAUAAUAUCGUGUCAAUGUUGGUCUCCGUAGUAAGUUGCGACGGCUGUGUGACCUGUCAUUGUGUACGACAGGUUGUACAAAUAUGUGAUGUAGGUACUGGUCAAGUGUAUGAGGAUUGGGUUUAUGUUAUUGCAAGUGUCGUCCCCGCUCGAUUAUUACCUAUAUUAAAUUUUCUGUGAUCUCUACGCGUCGGGGACGAUGGUGUGUGUACUGUAACUUGAACGUGAAUGUCGUACGUAUAUCGACAUACCUUCGUAUCUCUUUGUGCCAUUAUUUCUAACAUGUGUACUUAAUCGUAUAUUUCACGCGAAACGCUUUACGUUCAUAAUUGUUUUAAUAUUCACAUUGUUAGAUUUUUUAAAUUAAGAUAAAAAGAAAACAAAGAAAAAAUAGCGUUCACUUAAGUAUCUUUUUGGAAUUAGAAUAAAAGUCAUACUCGUAAAUGUGAUAUGGUAUUUAAAAAAAAGUAAAAAAAAUUGCUUAUAAGCGUCACGUAUAAAAUACCUAGUUUUUAAGGCUGGCAACGUUUGUUCGUUAUAUUUGAUAUGAUAAAAUGUGCGCUAAAUGUGUCUAGGUUUUGGUGCCUUUAUUAUUUAUUCUUGGUUUUGCAGUGCAAGUACUGAUCAUAGUUUUUUUGGAACAUUAGUAUAGAGGUGGCGAAAUAACAGUUUAAAAAGGAGUACGUGCUUGAUGUUAACAGGUACACAGAUGGUACCUCCCUACUUUAGAAUUUUCACAAAAGGAGCUUAAUAUUGUAGAUGAACUUUGCUACGAUUACGUAAAUACAGAUAUAUUUAUUUUGCUUGACUAUUAAUACGUAACAAUUGAUAUAACUGUUUUAACAUGUUCCUAACGUAAAAAUAUAUAAAAUAAUAUGUCAUUUUGCAUACUUAUAUUUAUAGGACUACAUAUAAUAAAGACUCAAAUGACACGUGCGUAAUUGUAGCAAAUGCUCUUAAAAACAUUUAGUUAGGAACUAUCAAAAUAUAUCCUUUCGAAUUAUUGGUAUUAUAAUGGUUGGAUAAUGUUAGGAGGAAAACGGUUGAGGUGCUACCAAAAUAGUGAUUGGGCGUUAACUAUGAAUGAUGUGAAAUUCGUAUGUAUGUAUGUAUGUAUAUAUGUAUAACAGUUCCAAAGCGAAAUUAUAUCUAAAGAUUAAGAUUAGUAUGGUCACGGUGCUUAACGGGUAAAACGUGUGAUAUUUGGAUUAUAAAAGUAUGUUAGUGCGGCUACCAAAGAAACGACAUUUCAAAUUAUAACUACGAUAGCUAUUUUCGUAUAUUUUAUCUCAAACACUUAAACACUAUUAAAUUUUAGUUUGAAUUUUAAGAUCUUGAUGUUUCUCCGCGUAUAUUUUCUGUUCGCGGUAACUAGAUUUGUUUCGAGCCACGACCGGGGCCCAUAAUCGGGAUAAGUGGGUGUUGAGCAACAAACUGUAGUAUUCAAAUUUUAAAAUUGAGCGUAUUUCAGUGUUUGAACGUGUUUCACAACCUUGUCUUAUGAACGAACGAUACGAUACAUUUUUUUUUGAAAAAUUAAUCGUUUUAAAAUAUAUUUUUUUGUUUGUUGUGCCUUACUGUUAUUCAUAUUUGGUUUGUUAUUUAAGUGCUAUGUGCAGGGUGGAAGGGAGUUAAAAAAGCAAAUUGUAAUCUGUGCUUCAAUGCAUUACCUAAAUAAUUUAAAAUGUUUGUCUUUUUAGUAAAAUAAAACUGAAACAUACAAAAAAAAUAAAGCCAAAAAAUAAUGUACUUAUUUAACACGUUAUAAUUGGAUCCUUUUACGAUGUUAUGCGCAAUGAAGCUAUGGUACGAGAUUGCCUUUUCCAACCCUUUCUUAAAAUUAUAGAAUUAAAAAUGUCGUUUUCGAUUGAGGGUGUUCAAAGAAGUAGUGGGUUUUAUAAACUGAAUGUGAAGAGGUUUGAAGAAAAUAGUAUGGAAUAUUAUAUUUCAUAGUAAUAUACCUAUAUAUUGCUAUUAAGAGUGAGAAAGACAGAGCUUAGAUCUUGAAGCGUUCAGUGAAAAUACCCAUAAUUUCUUCAAAAUUAAAUUUUAACUGUGCACAUGAAUGUAUAAGGCUCAAUUUACAUUGCCACGAAACGAAAGCUUUGUAA